AUGCUGUCCUACCUCGCCAGCUACUGGCCUACCUGGCUGUCGUUGCAGGCCCCCAACCAAGAUGGAGAGGAAACAGAGGUCUCUACCAGUGGAUGCAGUGCAGACAACGAGCGUGAAAGUCAUCCCACCCCAGGUCCAGAAGAGAAACCGAUCCUGACCGACGGUGUAAAUCCGAGUAUCACCAGUGAACAACCUGCUCCGACCCCAGAAACACAGGACCGAAAGAUUCCGGUGAAAUGUUCAAACUUUGACUGCGAAGAGCCUGGUACUAGGCUCUGCUCUGGCUGUAAAUCUGCUUUUUACUGCUCUGGGCCUUGCCAAACCGAACAUUGGGAAAUACAUGUGUGGGAUUGUAAAGUACCUAUCCAUACAGGUCACUAUCUUCGAAAGGCCUGUCUUCACGACCUUUUGCCUACCCAUCAACAAACACGGUUUGAUUAUGGUUUCGAGAGAGCUGGGUCGUACUGUAGUAAUCUCCUUGGGCUGUAUCAGGGCCUCUGGUACAUCAACCAAAGUCUGACCUCGAAGGAGCUCAAUCGGUGGAGGAAAAACGGUCUAUUGGUAUCCAAGAUCAAGGAGACAUUCGAGUCGGUUCCAGCGCAGUGCCGUGGGGGUUAUUACCCCUGGUUUCUUCAAAACCAGUGGAUUCUUGAUGAAUCACCUAUUCCAGAACAAGAAGGGGCACAAGCAGAGGUAGAGCGUAUGUCAAAGAGGGCUUGGGAUAAGAUAGGGAAGGAUUUGAGUUCGGAAAUGCCACGAUGGCCAGUGGAGAAGAAGGAGUGCUUUGGGCAUUACGCAAUGGCACUAUCUCGCGGUCGUCCCCCUCCUAGCACGAAUUUGUGGGUUCAUGCGGGUUACUGUGCUGCGAGUGGCGAAUUCGAGGAAAGCCAACUCGGCAUCGCGUAUUGUCAACUUUUUGAACGUUGUACGUUCGACGAAUAUUGCGUCGCUUACAAGUCGAGUGCGGUAUACAAUCUGAUGGAGAAGUACAAGGCUCUGCCUUCUGGUUUACCUUCCCUCCUCGACAACCUGCGCAUCGUUUUGUUAUCCUCUCCGAUAAUGCAUCAAUCCGUCUGGUGGCUCAAGCAAUGUAUUGAUGACGGGUUGGACGAAUUCCAACCAAGCCGUUCAGUGGUAGUGGAUUAUGGCUUCAUCAAUUGCAAGUCAGUGCCAGAGCGUGAAGCGCUGGUUAACAUAUACCGCACUGCUUUUCGUUGCAGGGACUUUGACGCAAUGAAGUUGCACGAGGCGUGCAUUCAAGGCAAGAUUUAUGGAUAUGUGACGCAGAUCGUUCCGUUAAAGAAGAAGGGUGAAAUACGGACGAUGAAGAGACUAAUGAGGAACCCAUAUCCUCUCCCUCUUCUUUGA
This is a messenger RNA of Marasmius oreades (fairy-ring Marasmius), 1368 nucleotides long. RefSeq lists its product as uncharacterized. The coding region runs from base 1 to 1368 and encodes 455 amino acids. Lineage: Eukaryota; Fungi; Basidiomycota; Agaricomycetes; Agaricales; Marasmiaceae. The record is from RefSeq and is a predicted model, not a curated record. The transcript has 4 exons.